Messenger RNA from Aspergillus saccharolyticus JOP 1030-1, 1110 nucleotides. RefSeq names its product alpha/beta-hydrolase. The coding region runs from base 1 to 1110 and encodes 369 amino acids. The record is from RefSeq and is a predicted model, not a curated record. Gene Ontology annotation, biological process: proteolysis. Lineage: Eukaryota; Fungi; Ascomycota; Eurotiomycetes; Eurotiales; Aspergillaceae. Gene Ontology annotation, molecular function: serine-type peptidase activity. The transcript has 2 exons.
AUGGCUGCUGCUGAAACAUACACCAAGCAUACCCACGUCUACAAGACCCAUCAUGCCACAGACAUUCAUCUCGACGUAAUCGUCUCUUCAGGAAACAAGGAGUUGUCACGCACUGCUAAGCCUGUUUUACUCUGGUUUCAUGGUGGUUACCUCGUAACAGGAAGUCGAAACGCCAUUCCCGGCUGGCUGCUCCACUACGCUCUGUCGCACAGCUGGACUGUGGUCUCCGCGGACUACAGGGUCCUGCCUGAAUCCACCGCACUCGCCACUCGCGAAGACGUGAUCGCAGCCUAUGAAUGGGUCGCUGGGGGAUCCCUCAGCCGCCUCCACCCGGGAUGCAAUGCAGACUUGGACCAGAUAAUUCUCGGCGGGGCCAGCGCCGGGGGAUGGUGUGCGUUGGUCACUGCGCUGCACUUUUCCACUCGACCCUCCGACCACGACCAGCAGACAGACGAGAGAACCCUCCCGCCGCGUCCCCGGGCGCUCUGGCUUCUCUACCCAUGGAUUGACCUCGGUAGCUCGAAGUGGGCGCAGAGCGUCACGCUGCCGAGUGCAGCGCCGGUGGACCCAGCCACAAGGCAAUCCCUGCUGGCUGCGAUCCCUCGUCAGAUCGCACGAGGCGAGACGAGCGUGGGCGAGGACUUUCCCGCAUCGGAGGCAGAGCUUCGAACGAGAAAACGCCUCCCCUUGCUCUACGCGAUGCUGGAAGGAGGGGCGUUUCUGGAUUAUCUGACGGGAGUGUCGGGUUUCAGUGAGCGGGUGGUGCAGGUGGGGCUGGACCGUGCAGUCGACGGGGAUAGUCGUCUGAGGGCCCUUUUCCCGCUAUCGUGGGGCUCGUUUACUUCUGCCUUUCCAGCAACGUGCCUCGUGCAUGGCACGGCGGACCGUGAGGUCCCUUGUGGCGAGAGUGAACGGCUCGUGGCCAAGCUACGGAGGCGGGGGCUGGAAGUACAGUAUUUUCCCGUUCAGGGAGCGGAUCACGUUUUCGACCUCGAGUUGCCGUGGAGUCUGCAGGACGCUGGUGAGGGGCAUCAGCCCAGCGCGACUCUUGUGCGGGCAUUGCGGGCGUUGCAGGGAUUUCUCAAGGAAGUAAAUGGGGUGGAUCGUUGA